UUGUUUGCGUCAUAACACCGGAAGUGCCAUCCGUAAGCAUGCUAGGUGGAUGUAUGCUAAUGUUGGCAACUGCAGCCACUCACAUUUAACAUUUGAGCUAAAUUGAAAAUGGAGUGAUUUUACACGGUUUUAAGGGAUUAUUUUAUGUGCACUAUUUAAAAUACCAACAUAUCUUAACUUGUACUUCAUUGCAAGAGUAAUGGAAGAUGCCGAAAACCAUGAGGAGCUCCUUGCAAAACAACAUCGCAAGGAAAAGAAAGACUUACAAGGCCAGAUCCAGAGCAUGAAAAAUGCCGUGCCAAAGAAUGAUAAGAAACGCAGGAAGCAGUUGUUGGAGGAUAUCACUAGGCUAGAGGCAGAGCUCAGUCAAAAACACGAAGAGGAACUCCGACAGCUCGCCAACAGCCCCGUCACAGCCGAGGUUGAACAAGUUGUUAAUGGAAUAGAAUCCAUUGGUUUGGAUAAAGAAGAGCAAAACGAUGGCAAACAGAGUCGCAGCUCUAAAGCACAGAAAAGACGGGAAAAGAAGGUGGCCAUGGAGAAGGAGCGAGAGGCACGCAUAGCUGAGGCGGAGGUGGAGAAUCUCCAGGGCUCUCGGCACCAGGAGGGCCUGAAGCUCCGGCAGAAGCUGGCUGAGCGGCGUCUUCAGAUCCGGGAGAUCCAGUCGGACGGACACUGCAUGUAUCGUGCCAUUGAUGACCAGCUGGCUACUAGAGGGCAGGGCGUGGGGCUGAAGGAGCUGCGUACACAGACUGCCAAGUACAUGAGGUGCCACGCUGAUGACUUCCUGCCUUUCCUCACCAACACCAACACCGGGGACAUGUUCACAGCCGAUGAGUUUGAGAAGUACUGUAGUGACGUGGAAGACACAGCUGCCUGGGGAGGACAGCUAGAGUUGCGGGCGCUCACAGAGGCCCUGCAGUUACCCAUAGAGAUCUUCCAAGCCGAUGCUCCUUUGAUAACGAUAGGGGACGAACACAAGAAGCCACCAGUCGUCCUUGUCUAUAUGAGACAUGCGUUUGGACUUGGAGAACACUACAACUCUGUGGAAGCUUUGAAAGAAUUGGCAAAUGAGGAGGAGGGCUGAAGGUUCCUGUGCCCAGGGAGGUCUCCUGCCUGCUUUUGCUGUCCACUGAAGGGCUACCUGUUGCCUGAGCCACUAUUCCAUAGAGGAUAUCAGUUGCAAGGUGUCAGGAAGUUCUGCCAAGAAAAAAAAGACUUGUCCAAAACAGCAGUGGAUAAGAUAAAGAAGUGCUUCUUCAUAUUGCAGAGUGCUCUUGAGCUCUAGUCUCAGCAGUUUAGAUGUUUGUUGGCUUGAUGUUCACAUUUGUCCUCUAUGUUGGAGCGUAUUGAAGCCAUGUUUUCAUUGAAGAUGGCACUAAUUGAGGAUAAGAGUGAAGUGAACUGAUUUUUUACAGUACAUUUUGCCUGUCUGUUGGUUUUAAGUAACCACUUUGUUCGGUUUCAAGUCCCCAAAAAUAUGGGGAAUGGAUUUAUGUGAUGUAAAUUCAUUAAGUGUCUGUAGGCCUAAUGGAAUGCUUAACGUAUUUGCCAUGCAUAAGAGGGAAACUAGUGUUUGGCUUCAAUAAAAAGAGCAUUCAGCAACCUGUCAAAAA
Clupea harengus (Atlantic herring) is the source of this 1616-nucleotide messenger RNA. RefSeq names its product OTU deubiquitinase 6B (gene otud6b). The record is from RefSeq and is a predicted model, not a curated record. Gene Ontology annotation, biological process: protein deubiquitination. Gene Ontology annotation, molecular function: cysteine-type deubiquitinase activity. NCBI's taxonomy places the organism in Eukaryota, Metazoa, Chordata, Actinopteri, Clupeiformes, Clupeidae.